AGUUUGCAAGGAAGUACCUAAAAUGUUUCUCGGCUCAGCCCAAUACUUCCUGCAUUGUCGCAGAGUGACAAAGGCAGUGUACAGCUUGUCGCUUGCGUUUCUCUCCGACCUCAGAAACUGCAGCACCAUGGCCGGCAACAAACCCAAGGUUUUUAUGGACAUCUCUAUUGGGGAUAAACCCCAGGGUCGCGUAGUGAUGGAGCUAAGAGCAGAUGUUGUCCCAAAGACUGCAGAAAACUUCCGUGCAUUAUGCACAGGCGAGAAGGGUUUCGGUUACAAAGGCUCAACGUUCCACAGAAUCAUUCCUGACUUCAUGUGCCAGGGUGGCGACUUCACAAAACAUAACGGCACCGGAGGCAAGUCCAUCUAUGGGGAGAAGUUUAAAGAUGAGAAUUUUCAGCUGAAGCACAUGGGGUCAGGCACCCUGUCCAUGGCCAAUGCUGGACCAAAUACAAAUGGUUCCCAGUUCUUCAUAUGCACCGAAAAGACCAGCUGGUUGGAUGGGAAACAUGUUGUGUUUGGAUCAGUGGUAGAAGGAAUGGAAGUGGUAAGGAAGAUGGAGAGCCAUGGCACCAAGAACGGAACACCCAGUGCCACUGUUAAAAUCACUGAUUGUGGGCAGUUGUCCUGAAGUAUUUGAAUUUGGAAUUGUACGGUUUAAAUAAAGUGUGAUUGUUUGGAACUCCAA
This is a messenger RNA of Mobula hypostoma (lesser devil ray), 688 nucleotides long. Its product is annotated as peptidyl-prolyl cis-trans isomerase-like. Gene Ontology annotation, molecular function: peptidyl-prolyl cis-trans isomerase activity. The record is from RefSeq and is a predicted model, not a curated record. The coding region runs from base 23 to 631 and encodes 202 amino acids. Gene Ontology annotation, cellular component: intracellular membrane-bounded organelle. Gene Ontology annotation, biological process: protein peptidyl-prolyl isomerization; protein folding. Lineage: Eukaryota; Metazoa; Chordata; Chondrichthyes; Myliobatiformes; Myliobatidae. The transcript has 6 exons.